Molecule: messenger RNA, 6601 nt
Organism: Lacerta agilis (Sand lizard)
Lineage: Eukaryota; Metazoa; Chordata; Lepidosauria; Squamata; Lacertidae
Gene: SORBS1
Product: sorbin and SH3 domain containing 1
Exons: 35
Coding region: 181-5883 (1900 amino acids)
Biological process (GO): cell-substrate adhesion
Cellular component (GO): nucleus; cytoplasm; cell-substrate junction
Molecular function (GO): protein binding
Source: RefSeq, a predicted model, not a curated record
UCUUCUAAUUAUAAAGCACAGCCAGGGGUGGGAUGAAGUAUUUAAAGGUGUCGGAAGGACAGGAAGACGGUUUUCUGAUGCCAGUUCUUCCUACACUUCAGCCAAGCAGGACACACACAGCAUGCUUCGGACUCGGGGUGAUAACUCUCUCCGCCCCAGUUGAAAUGAGGAGUGCAGAAUAUGGCCCCUGCUCUGGUAGAAAAACCUGACCAAAGAGAGGAUCCGAAUUCGCAUGUGGAGAAGCCGAGGUCCUCUGGCACGAUGACUUCUGAAUGCAAAGAAGUUGAAGUUGGAAGCACUGUUGUGAAUGGCUUGGUACUGGGCAGUAAUGGACAAGACAGAGCGAACGAUGUCCCUUUAUGUUCACGCUCUGUUUCUGCUGUUAAAAUAAUUCCCGUGAAGAAAGUGAAAAGUUCUCCUGGUCUAGUGUUGCCGACAGACCUGGAUCCUGCCAAAGUCUGUACUGGAAAGGGGGCGGUGACCCUCUGGGCAUCUCCAACCUAUGAGGAGAAUCGGAGCGCCAGUCCUACAAGUCAUUCACAAGACGUCCACCAAUCUGAAAGUGUAGAGCCAGGAACACCCGAAACAGAUGACUGGGGGUUACCGCUUAGUGCCGACUCCAAUGGGGAUGCUCAGUCCUCUGCUCUGGCUGCCAAGGGCUACCGCAGUGUGCGGCCAAACCUCUCGGAGAGCAAACCACACGAUGCGACUUCCUCUGCCACCACCACCACCCCAGCUCAUACAGAGGUUAUAGUAGUGCCAUUCCAACAGGUUUACCCAGACAGAGGGCAAGAAGCCAGCUCAAGCACACCUCCACCGCCUCUCCUGCCAUGUGGCCAAAGUUCGGCAUUUUCUGACAACACUCCUCCUCCUCCUGGCUUGCUUCUGACCUUCCCGACAUUAGACGAUUUCAUUCCCCCUCACCUUCAGAAAGGUUCCCAACACAACCAGCCGUCCUCUUCGCCGGGGAUCGUGCCCCAUGUUCGCCCGAAACUGCCUUCACUGUCGCCACCUCCACCACCUCCGCCUCCUCUGAUUCCCCCCAUCACGGAGGUCUCAGACAGUGUGUCGGAGCCCGAGAGCACAGGAAUGAUCUUGCGCACAGACCCCUGUCCUCUGCUCUACGAAGCGCCUAGGCCCAGCGGUGGCACAGAGUGCUAUGGCUCCCUAACUCUCACCAGCAAACCCACCUCCGGUUACCCCUCCACCACCAUUGUCAACCCCACCAUCGUCCUUUUGCAGCACAACAGAGAACAACAAAAAAGGCUUAGUAGCCUAUCAGAGCCAGCGAUAGAUGUGCCACUAGCUGAUAAAGUAGAUUAUAUGCCUGUCCAAGAAAAGAUGAGCCAAAGCAAGAAACAAGCAGUGGAGGAACGGAAGAAAGUAAUUAAGAGCCCGCAGUACAUGACCGAUUCCUCACCGGAUGACAUAGGCAUUCCAUUAAGGAACACGGACCGAUCGAAGGACUGGUACAAGACGAUGUUCAAGCAGAUCCACAGGCUGACGAAAGACCCUCCUGAAGAAAACCCUUAUUGCCCUACCUACAAAUUCCCCGAACUUCCUGAUAUCCAGCCCCAAACCAAAGAAGAAAAUCCUUAUUCUCCUACCUACCAGUUUCCUGUGUCUACUCCUAGCCCUAAAUCUGAAGAUGAAGAUUCCGAUUCCUAUGUGCCUCAGUACUCCUUUUACAAAGACACAAGAGCACAGACUUCAGUACCCCGUUCCAAAAGCGAGAAUGACACUAUCGACAUGGAGAAGGUGAUCAAGAGAUCUGCCACUCUGCCCCUGCCAGCUCGUACCUCUUCUCUUAAACCCAGCACUGAAAGGAAUGAUUGGGAGCCUCCGGACAAGAAGGUGGACACAAGAAAAUACCGCGCUGAACCUAAAAGCAUUUAUGAAUAUCAGCCAGGAAGGUCCUCUGUUCUGAACAAUGAAAAAUUGACUCGGGAUAUAAGCCCAGAAGAGAUAGAUUUAAAGAAUGAGCCUUGGUAUAAAUUCUUUUCGGAAUUGGAGUUUGGGAAGCCGCCUCCAAAAAAGAUAUGGGAUUAUACUCCGGGGGAUUGCUCUAUCCUUACUAGAGAGGAUAGAAAGACUGACCCAGAAAAAGACAUCUACCUCUAUCAGACUGAGUUAGAGGCAGAUAUAGAAAAAAUGGAGAAAAUGUAUAAAGAUAAGAAGCAGAUGAAGAGUACGACAGGCUCCCCUCCUCCGGAAACUUCCUCGGAUCAUUUGCCUCACUCGCCGUAUUCCCCCACCUACCAUCCUGCAAAGAGAGAGUUUGAAUCAGCUCUUGGAGAUGCCACCGGGCCAGAAAAUGAAAGGCAAAUAUACAAAAGUGUUUUAGAAGGUGGAGAUAUCCCGCUGCAAGGGCUAAGCGGUCUCAAACGUCCCUCCAGCUCAGCUUCCACUAAAGUGGAUCGUAAAGGUGGGAAUGCUCAUACGAUUGCACCCUCUUCAGUUAAUAGCCGAACCCUUAACUCUAAUAAUGCUGGUCCAGUAGGUCGCCCAUGUAAACAUAAGAAACCCUUAUCUGCUGCAAAGGUCUGCAUUGCUGAAAUUCUUCCGUCCAAAUUCAAACCCAGGCUGGCUGCUCCACCUAUUUCUGGGCAGGACAGAAAGGAUCUCUUGCCUCACGAGAAAACGCAGAGCUGCGAAAACCUCCGCAGCUCUUUUGCCUCCUUUGAUAGCAGGAAGGAUUUCGAGAACUUGCUGAUGAAGUCUAAGCAAGAGUUUGCUGUCAAAUCCAUCAGCACCCAGAGCUUGCAAGAGUAUGGAUCUUCCGGCUCCAGGAAGGGAUCUCGGAAGAACGAGAAGGAGUUCACCAUGUUGUAUAAAGACAUGCACCAGAUCAACCGCUCCGGGAUCCAGCUGGGUAGCAUUUCGUCGUGCAGCGUGAAGGAAAUUGCAUCUCUGUUUGAAAACGAGCCGAAGGACAGGAGGGAGCCCAACCCCAGCCGGGAGAACCUGGAGCAGAUCCCCAAGCACACGGUCUCCUCCCGCAUCACUGCCUUUGAGUUGCUGAUCCAGAGAUCCCUGUCCAUGCCUGCUCUCAACUUCUCCGGCUUCCAGGUCAAAUCUCCCGCUCCGAGUUUCUCGAACAGCUGCCUAGCUUCAGCUCGUUCAGCCGAAUACCUGUUGGAUUAUCCCAAGCUGGAUCUGGGAGAAAAGGAUAUUGCCAACCUCGCCGACACGUCCUCCUAUUCGUGCAGCAAUACGGAGGACUUGACGUCGGAAGUCAGUGACCUGGCGCCUGUGGAAACGCUCUCGGCUUGCACCGACGAGAUAGAUCUCUUCUCCAACGCGUCCAACGACAGCGGCGGCGACAGCGUCACCGGUGGACCCUCGAGAUACAAAGCUAACAAAUGCAAAGGGUCCUGCCCUGCUUCCUACACCAGGUUUACAACCAUUCGGAGGCACGAACAGCAACAGUCCGGCAGAGGGGAACCCCAAGAAGAUAAGCAGCUGCUUCCCAGAAAUGUCUAUCUCAUGAGCCCUCUUCCCUUCAGACUGAGGAAACCCGUGCAGCACAGCUCCAGAAAGACUCCGCCUCUCCAGAUCCCGGGAGACCUGUUGGCACCCAGCUGUGAGAUCCAGAGUAAUCUGGCUCGGUCGAGGGGGAGCCUAGUGGGCAGGGUGGAUAGCCACCUGUUCCACGAGCUGUAUACCCGACAGAAACCUCUGGCCCCCAAACGCCUCUCUUCGUAUGACGUUCUCAAAAGGUUUAGCCACUUCCUGGAUAUGGAAACAUGCCAAAAUAGCUCCGUUUCCCUAAUGGACAUCCCAGGUGCCUUUAAUAAUGGGAAUGUUCCAUAUGCAUUAUACCACAACUUGGACACAAACAACAACCCACACAGGACGUACUUUGGAGAUUCUGAAUCACCAAGGCAUUUUGCACCACUUGAUUACAUGGAGAGUCCUGAAGAAUUUUCCCGCAGGCGCCACAGUGAUAAAGAGAAACUUUUAGAGGACCAGAGACGGCUUAGACGUGAGCAAGAAGAGGCUGACAUUGCAGCUAGAAGGCACACAGGGGUCAUCCCUACGCACCAUCAAUUUAUCACUAAUGAGCGGUUUGGGGACCUCCUAAUUGUAGACGAUACCGCAAAAAGGAGAUCUGGGUCAGAGAUGAGAGCUGCCAGAGCGAAGUUUGACUUUAAAGCCCAGACGCUCAAGGAGCUCCCAUUGAAGAAAGGGGAUGUUGUUUACAUUUAUAAGCAAAUUGAUCAGAAUUGGUUUGAAGGCGAACACCAUGGAAGAGUUGGAAUUUUCCCACAAUCAUACAUAGAGCUACUCCCUCCCACAGAAAAAGCUCAGCCUAAGAAAACAUCACCAAUACAAGUCCUGGAAUAUGGAGACGCUAUUGCCAAGUUCAAUUUCAAUGGUGACACUCAAGUGGAAAUGUCCUUCAGAAAGGGCGAGAGGAUCACACUGAUUCGGCAAGUGGACGAGAACUGGUAUGAAGGAAAAAUCCCCAGCACUCACCGCCAAGGCAUCUUCCCGGUCACAUACGUGGACAUUUUCAAGCAGCCUGUGCUGAAGAACACACUAGACUAUGGCAGCUUGUCGUUCUGCCACUCCCCGAACCGCAGUCUGACAACAUCCCCGCAGUCUCCCAGUUCUGAGCUGCUUUUCACACCAACUCCUCCACCUUUGCCCCCCAUGCGCCCAGCCCUGUCUCCCGAGUUGCAGGCUGUCACCUCCGAGUGGAUUUCCCUCACCUUGGGGGCGCCCCGCGGCCACGCUCCCCCCGACACCCCUCCAUUACCACCUCUCCCUGACGCUUCUCUCUGCAACGUUGACUAUCUCACCCCUUCGGUGGUGGCCAGCCCUUCGCCUUCCAUCAGCCUCCACCCCUCUAACAGGUCCAGUUCCUCGACCCCUACCUCUGUCAUUUCCCCGCUGCCUCCGUCCCCUUACGAGCCUCAGUCGCCCGCCCAAAACGUCAGCCUGGCGGCUCGGCAGAGCGAAGAGAAGUUUGCUAGCUCCCCUUCCCCGCAGAUGAGCUACUGCGAUUCGCCUCGCUCUGUACUUGGCAGCCCCGACAGCUUCCUCUCAGAGCUCAGCGAUGCCACUGAACGCCAAGGCAAGUUGCAGAAGAGCCGAGGACCGGGCCGGAGAAUGGAGAGGGAGGAUUGCAUUGCAGCCGACAGAAGUUGCGGUGGCAUCCCUGAGAUCUGUAGGGCGAGGUGCCUAUCAGAGCCGGAGAAGGCCGCUAGCUCACAAAAGAAAUCUCUUCACACCAUUGAUGAGAGCACACUGUAUCAGGAGCAGGGAGGUAGCCCCGUGUGCAAUUAUAAGCAAGUUGAACAGAGGGGAAAUCAAAACGGGCCCUUCAAGUCUGUCAACGCAAAACCAUUCUCUCCAUCUGCUCUUCUGUCUCCCUCUGCAAUUUCUUCCUUUGCGGUUAGAGCACAAGUACCUCCCAGACUCUCACGCACGGUCAACGUCCCACAGCCUUCUCAUCAUUCAUUGAGGCCAGGACCAGAUCUCACAGAAUCUGAAAAGAGCUAUGUGGAAACCGUUUGCAAUGAGAUCUUAAACAUUGCGGAAAAGUCCGUUCAUUACUGCAGCACAAUUUCUCAGCCUCUUGUCUCUUGCCACAAGGGGCCCCAUAGUGACAAUAAAUCGUCUUUCAUCAUUUCUCAGCAACCGCAAGUCCUGCCGCUGGGAACAAGCCUCAACAGGAACCACGCGCCACAAGAUAUGCUUAGCUACCAAGCAUUGUACAGCUACGUCCCGCAGAAUGAAGAUGAGCUGGAGUUAAGAGAUGGAGAUAUCAUAGAUGUCAUGGAGAAGUGUGAUGACGGCUGGUUUGUUGGCACAUCCCGGAGAACACAACAGUUUGGUACUUUCCCAGGCAACUACGUGAAACUUGUAUCUUCAUAAAAGCCAUUGCUAGCCCGUUGGUGAUUUCACCAGGAGAGAGAGAGAGAGAGACAGACAGACAGACAAAGAGAAGGACCUGGGUUUGAAACUGUAAGAAAAAAAUGUUCAGAAAAGACUUAUUUCAUGAAUGUAGCCGACAAGCGAGGAGACGCGGAUGUGAAUGUGGUAAAGUGUUGGACUGCCGCGAAGCCCUUGCCUCCUUUGAAGAUGGGCCAGAGCAAAGUGCGGAGCCGCUUACAAUGCUGCCUUUGUGUCUGCUUCUAUCCUUCAGGGGCGGCAAGAUAAGACUUCGCUUUCGUUCAGUAUUGAGUAUUGCUCUCCGCGGUGUGAAACGGGGGGGAAAGCAAUGAGAUGGGAGUGUGAAAUAACGUGAGCAGGGCGGGGAGGGGAAGAGAACACGAGAACAGUGAAUGCAUUUUGGUUGCAGGCUCUGUGACUGCAGUCCGGCUGGCAGAGGAGGAAGUUGGUGUCUCAUCCUGCUAAAACCUCAUGCAGCUCUUGUUCCCUUCCUUUGGAAUGUGCACCUUAACACAUAUGAGGGGGCAAGGAAUCUAUGGAGACCCAUUUUAAAUAGAAGGGCACAUUGCCAAGAUCAUCCUCCCAUUAUCUUUUAAUUCACUACAUGAGAUUUAAGCAGGCUUUUCUGUGUUUCCUAUUCCCCCGUUUUAUUGAGGUUGCAAUCUUCUAUUUUUGUUUUACUGGUCAGUGGGCUGUAAGA